GCAAACGAGAGAAGAGGAGGCUAAGGAACAGAGGGAGGCCAAACGACAGAGACGAGAAGCAAUCUAUAGACAUAGAAGACAAACGUCGAUACGUACACACGCGCAUAUAUACGCAUUUCGUCGCAAACCCCAGAUGAAACAUCUGUCAAUGUGAUUUUUGAUAGGAACAAGGUUUUCUCAGAAAAUAUGAUUCAGCUGAAUCAAGAAUCUGGCUCACCUCCUCCUGUGAAGCGAAAACGGGGCCGCCCUCGCAAAGAUGAAGCCCUAACCAGACAAGAGAGCACACCCAUCACUCCUAAACCUAACACUGUGAGUCCGGACGACAUCACGGGUCGGUUGGUUUCCGGGGUAGUUGAAGGUUCUUUCGAUGCAGGGUAUUUCCUCAACGUCAAGGUUUCUGACUCUGAUAAGCAACUGAGAGGCAUUGUCUUUAUACCGGAGAAAGUCACUCCAAUUACUGCAGCGAAUGAUGUAGCUCCUCAUGUGAAGAUGUGUGAAAGAGAAGAGAUCCUUGUCCCUGCUUCAAACCUGCAAGCAUGGCCUCAGAAUCAACAAAACCCUCAGAAGCAAACUGACGUCAUUCCCGAGCUUCAGACAGAUGUUUUGAUCACCGAUACGAAUCAAUCUGCCCCUUUUACGAAAUCUUUCCCUGCAAUGCAAGAUGCAGCAAUCGGUUCAGAGCUUCAGUUUUCUGCAACAGCUGCUAAGAACAGUUCUGCAUGUGAUAUGAAGGUAAACGACAUUGAUAAUGGCGCUUCUUCGCUAGAGAGAAACCCUCCACAGGAGAUUGCACGCUCUACACCGGAAAACCAAGCUCUACCUCUAAUGCCGCAGUCAGGCAAUGAUGGUUUCUCUGAACAGUGCAAUACAGUUCCAGCAAGUAUGGAUACAAUGCCACCCGAAGAUUCAGGAGGUAUUCCUUUUGUCGAUUUCUUCCCCACUCCUGAAAUAACUCGACCUCUGAACCUGAACCUUGAGAUAUUUCGUAGAGAGGCAGAGCUAUCAUGGAACAAACAGCAUAAAUCCCCUUCACAUGCUGAACCUUCGGGCUUCAACCUUAUGGCGGAUAAACUGUCUUCCACCGCUGAUUACGUGCCAGAGGAGCUUCAGCUGGAGCUCGGGAACAAGACCACGAGCCGUGUUAACCUUCCUCAACUGAAUGGAGGGUUUCGAAAUGGCAUUCCCAGUGAAACCAUCGAGACAAAUCCUCAACGUGCUUCGUCAAUGAGCGGCUUUCUUGCGGGAUUGUUUGAAGGAGAAGAUGCAGCAGAAAGCGUGUUACGUAGGUAGCAGAAUAGGCAGACUACUCUUUUUCUUUAACGUCAAUGUUCUGUCUUUUUGGUCAUGGCGCUGAUUUUGGAACCUUUAACGCUUUAGCUUUUUAAUCGUCUUUCAAACUCUUGGUUCUUAUUUGUGCAGUGUGUUAACUGGGCAUUUCUUCCAUUUAA
Messenger RNA from Tarenaya hassleriana, 1448 nucleotides. RefSeq lists its product as uncharacterized. NCBI's taxonomy places the organism in Eukaryota, Viridiplantae, Streptophyta, Magnoliopsida, Brassicales, Cleomaceae. The coding region runs from base 187 to 1290 and encodes 367 amino acids. The record is from RefSeq and is a predicted model, not a curated record. The transcript has 2 exons.